Messenger RNA from Paramecium sonneborni, 369 nucleotides. The record is from the annotation of a GenBank genome assembly. NCBI's taxonomy places the organism in Eukaryota, Ciliophora, Oligohymenophorea, Peniculida, Parameciidae.
GGCAAUCUACUACGAGGACCUACUGAAAAAAUAGCAAAAAUAAAGAAGAAAAUCAAUGUAUAUGCUAAGAUAGAUCCAAAAUAAAAUAAACGUGAUAAUACUCCCUAUUACUGUAUUAUGAUUAUUUACAUGUCUAAAUUUUUGCAUCUAGCCUAAUUUGGUUAAUAAAAUCAAGACAAGAAUGCAAACUGCAAUAUUGUAAGGUUUUACAUUUUUAUGCUUAUUCAGUUAACUAUUAAAGAGAAUCAUCAAUAUAAAAAAGAUUAAAGCAAAAAGAAGUGUCCAUAAAAUAAACAUUGCCAAAAUGCUUCCCAAAAAGAAUUUCUAUGUUAAGAAAUUUUAAUCUUUUAAUAAACAGGACUUGAUUGA